CCUCUCUCUUAUGGGCAAGGAAAAACAAAUUUUGAUAUGUGAUUAGAGUUGUUUCAGUUGUAAUUUGAAAUUUUUACCAUAAUUUUUGGUGAAUUGUGAUAGAUUUUUAGUUGGAGUUGAAAUCAUUGUUUGCCCAGUUUUUGUUAUGUGGAAUUGGAGGUGGGUUUCGUGUUAAAGGUCAAGAAUUUUGGUGUAAUAGUACGGAUUGAGUUUCAAAGUUGUGUGCUUUGUGCAUCAAUUGGUGAACGAAUUUGAUUGGUUCUGUUUUUUGGGUUCAAAGUUGAAACAAAAGUUUCAUGCUUUUGUUGCAUAGGUAGUAAUGCAUGUGAGUUCAUACCAAUUUUGUUGCAUGAGGCCCGGAUCAUGCUUUAAAUGGUGUGGUCUGUUGGAAAUUUUUAAUUACCUAUUGCCUCAUUUCUUGUUUGAGCAUUUUAGUUUCUCAUUUGGAAUUGAUAACAAAGGUCUCUUACAAGGUUAACGGGUUUUGCACCGAUGCAUUUUCGUUUAGUGUGUGAAUCCACCCUAAUCCAAAUAGUUAUGCAUUAGCUGACAGUGGUGUAUGCUUGAAUGCUCGAGAAUUUUCGGACCGACAACUAGUUUAAUUGAAAGCUAUGAGUUUUCUGAUGUGUUAGAAUGAAUUUCUGCAUAGAGAAGAGAAUUGUUUUGCUUACGUCGCACUAAAACUGGUUGUUUUGCGGUGCUGCCCUAGAGUGGCAACAGUCAGCAGUGAAGGAUCAACUGAAACAGAUGAACUGUGAUUAUUAUGUCUGAACAACUGAUAGAAGGUCUCCCUGACGCUGUUGCCCUUAGGUGCCUUGCAUGGGUUCCCUUCUAUCUCCACCCCAAGUUGGAGCUUGUUUCUCGUUCCUGGCAAGCUGCCAUUCAUAGCGCUGAACUUUUUAGAGUUCGACAGGAAGUUGGCUCAUGUGAGGAUCUAUUAUGCGUGUCUGCUAAUGAACCAGAUAAUCUAUGGCAACUAUAUGACCCUCGUCGAGACCUUUGGAUUACACUUCCUGUUCUCCCCUCUAAAAUAAAAAACCUUUCCAACUUCGGCACUGUCUUUACUGCUGGAAAACUGUUUGUUCUUGGUGGUGGCAGUGAUGCUGUUGACCCACAGACUGGUGACCAUGGUACCUUUUCAACCAGUGAGGUUUGGUCAUACGAUCCUGUAACCAGGCAAUGGACUCCACGUGCAUCUAUGCUUGUUCCUCGUGCAAUGUUUGCAUGCUGUGUUUUAGGUGGAAAGAUUGUUGUUGCAGGGGGUUUAACCAGCUGCCGGAAAUCAAUCUCUCUAGCAGAAAUGUAUGACCCUAACAAAGAUGUGUGGGCUCCAAUUCCUGAUCUGCAUUUAUCUCAUAAUUCAGUAUGCUCGGGGAUAGUGAUUGGAGAAAAGAUGUAUGUCUUACACAGGGGUUUAUCAACGGUGCAAGUCUUCGACAAUGUUGGGCGUCAAUGGACGGUAGAGGAUUAUGGUUGGCAACAGGGUCCAAUGACAGUCAUUAAGGAUGCACUCUAUGUGAUGAGCCAUGGAGUAAUCUCCAGACAAGACAGAGAAUCAUCAAAGGUAUUGGUUUCGGCUUCUGAGUUCAGUGGCAGAGUUGGGUUUGCAAUGGCUGGACUAGGAGAUGAAAUUUAUGUGAUUGGUGGGGUGAUUCUCUCUGAACAUGGGACCUCGGAAAUCAAGCAAAUAUCAGACGUUGAUGUUCUCACGAUCGGAGAUGAAAGACCAACUCGGCGCCAGGCUGCUCCAAUGACACGGUGCAAAGGAAGCGUUUAUGGUUGUGCACAGUUGAGAAUUUAGGUCUCAUUUGUUCUGGUCGCCAUUUGUUGUUGUGUUUUCGUUCCUGCUAGAAGGAAUUGGCGUUAUGCCAGCUGCCUUUUUGUUGUUUCGUUCCUGCUAGAAGGAAUUGGCCUUAUGCCAGCUGCCUUUUUGUUAUCGUCGGUCGGCCUUGUGUCACAAUACGAUCAUCGGCUUGUGCUCCCCUCGGAACUCUUAUAUCCGAAGUUAGGCCGAAGCGCCGGUGGAAGAGGCGACAGUUCAGUGGUACAAGAAUUAUAUGAACGAACGAUCUCAUGGACCAAGCACUUGUUUUCUUCUUCCUUCAUAAUCUUCUUGUAUGUCUCUCUCUGCUUCUUAUAUAAAUUUCUUUCAUUCAUGUUUAUUUGAUGGGGCAACCUGUGUUGUUCAACAAGUCAUUUAUAGAAUGUGAUCUAUAUAUAUAAAAAAAUCAUAUCAAUCCAUUUUCCUA
Molecule: messenger RNA, 2249 nt
Organism: Malus domestica (apple)
Lineage: Eukaryota; Viridiplantae; Streptophyta; Magnoliopsida; Rosales; Rosaceae
Product: F-box/kelch-repeat protein SKIP30
Molecular function (GO): protein binding
Source: RefSeq, a predicted model, not a curated record